AUGAACUGCUUCACAUUGCUUGGCAACAUUUUCAUCGUACAAGUUGUAGAAGUCACCGGAUUUGCACUGGUAGAAAACGUCAGAGUCACCCAAAGCCAAAAGUCCGUCGUCAGUGAUGGACCAGCCAGCAGCGUAGAUGGAACCAGCUUGUGGUGGAGGACCAUCGAAUUGGAAUUGUCUGUUGGCAACAAUGGCACCGAUUCUGCCGUGUCCAUCAGUCAAGACAGAGUUCUUCAACUCCAUCACCAAAGAGUCCGACGUGAGACAAGCUUCUGGGAUGACUCCGUCUGGAGAAGCAGUGGCAGAGGCCUGAACUUGGCCGUCGCUGAUUUGGGCAGCUCCAGUGGCAGUGGUGGCAGUGGUGGUUUGGUGUUGAAUUUGACCGUCACCAAUUUGGUUCACGGCAGAGGCAGUUUGGUGUUGGAUUUGGCCAUCACCGAUUUGGUUCACCACGGAAGCGGUUUGGUGUUGGAUUUGACCAUCGCCAAUCUGGUUGACAACAGAAACGGUCUGGUGUUGGAUUUGGCCAUCGCCAAUUUGGUUGACAACUGGGGCUGUGGUGGUGGCAGGCACAGAAGAAAGAGUCUCGGAGGUUUGCUUUUGCACUUGGCCAUCGCCAAUCUGGUUGACAACGUCUCUCUUCUCAGCAGAAGGAGUGGCCAGAGCGGAAGAAGAAGUCAGCGAAAAGGUGACAAUUUGGAUACCAAACUUGGCAGUGUGGUCAGUCUUGGCACCAGAGAAAGUUGCAGUAGGUGUCAAGGUGGUCCAUGGCUCAGAUGUAAUAGUAGCAGCCAAAGAGCCGGCAGCCAAAGCCAAUGCGGUGAGAGAGUACUUCAUAGUAGAUUGAUGGAUGUAGUUGUUGUUUGUAGUGAUGAAAAAAACAUCUAUGGGGAACGAUUGCAACUGUUUAAAUACGUUUAUCCAAAUCGGUCCAGACAUGAUCUACCCCUGCCGGUGGCAGCUUUGACACAGCCAUUGCGGCUUCUGGCGCUGGCUAAUUUGCCGUAUAUGUGCAUAGAUGCUGGCUGA
Clavispora lusitaniae ATCC 42720 is the source of this 1029-nucleotide messenger RNA. The record is from RefSeq and is a predicted model, not a curated record. NCBI's taxonomy places the organism in Eukaryota, Fungi, Ascomycota, Pichiomycetes, Serinales, Metschnikowiaceae.